CCUCCACCACUACCCUCCUCACCACCACCUCCACCACCACCCUCCUCACCACCACCUCUACCACUACCCUCCUCACCACCACCUCCACCACUACCCUCCUCACCACCACCUCCACCACUACCCUCCUCACCACCAUCUCUACCACUACCCUCCUCACCACCACCUCCACCACUACCCUCCUCACCACCACCUCCACCACUACUCUCCUCACCACCACCCUCCUCACCACCACCUCUACCACUACCCUCCUCACCACCACCUCCACCACUACCCUCCUCACCACCACCUCCACCACCACCCUCCUCACCACCACCUCCACCACUACCCUCCUCACCACCACCUCCACCACCCUCACCACCACCUCCACCACUACCCUCCUCACCACCACCUCCACCACCACCCUCCUCACCACCACUUCCACCACCACCCUCCUCACCACCACCUCUACCACUACCCUCCUCACCACCACCUCCACCACUACCCUCCUCACCACCACCUCCACCACUACCCUCCUCACCACCAUCUCUACCACUACCCUCCUCACCACCACCUCCACCACUACCCUCCUCACCACCACCUCCACCACUACUCUCCUCACCACCACCCUCCUCACCACCACCUCCACCACUACCCUCCUCACCACCACCUCCACCACCACCCUCCUCACCACCACCUCCACCACUACCCUCCUCACCACCACCUCCACCACUACCCUCCUCACCACCACCUCUACCACUACCCUCCGCACCACCACCUCCACCACUACCCUCCUCACCAUCACCUCCACCACUACCCUCCUCACCACCACCUCCACCACCACCCUCCUCACCACCACCUCUACCACUACCCUCCUCACCACCACCUCCACCACUACCCUCCUCACCACCACCUCCACCACUACCCUCCUCACCACCAUCUCUACCACUACCCUCCUCACCACCACCUCCACCACUACCCUCCUCACCACCACCUCCACCACUACUCUCCUCACCACCACCCUCCUCACCACCACCUCUACCACUACCCUCCUCACCACCACCUCCACCACUACCCUCCUCACCACCACCUCCACCACCACCCUCCUCACCACCACCUCCACCACUACCCUCCUCACCACCACCUCCACCACUACCCCCCCCCCCACCACCUCCACCACUACCCUCCUCACCACCACCUCCACCACUACCACCAUCUCCACCACCUCCACCACUACCCUCCUCACCACCACCUCCACCACUACCACCAUCUCCACCACCUCCACCACGACCACCAUCUCCACCCCCUCACCACCACCACCACCGUUCUCUUAACACUAAGGCCGACGCGCUGUCCUGUCUCUAUGACACUGAGGACCGGUCCAUCAAUCCAACUCCCAUCCUUCCAGCUUCUAGGCUGGUGGCUCCGGUGGUAUGGGAGGUGGACAUCGAGCGGGCGUUGCGGUUGGAACCUGCGCCCUCACAGUGUCCGACCGGCCUCAGACAGAAACACAGGGAAGUAGUGGUCUCAGAAGAACAGAAACACAGGGAAGUAGUGGUCUCAGAAGAACAGAAACACAGGGAAGUAGUGGUCUCAGAAGAACAGAAACACAGAGAAGUAGUGGUCUCAGAAGAACAGAAACACAGGGAAGUAGUGGUCUCAGAAGAACAGAAACACAGGGAAGUAGUGGUCUCAGAAGAACAGAAACACAGAGAAGUAGUGGUCUCAGAAGAACAGAAACACAGGGAAGUAGUGGUCUCAGAAGAACAGAAACACAGAGAAGUAGUGGUCUCAGAAGAACAGAAACACAGGGAUGUAGUGGUCUCAGAAGAACAGAAACACAGGGAAGUAGUGGUCUCAGAAGAACAGAAACACAGGGAAGUAGCGGUCUCAGAAGAACAGAAACACAGAGAAGUAGUGGUCUCAGAAGAACAGAAACACAGGGAAGUAGUGGUCUCAGAAGAACAGAAACACAGAGAAGUAGUGGUCUCAGAAGAACAGAAACACAGGGAAGUAGUGGUCUCAGAAGAACAGAAACACAGGGAAGUAGUGGUCUCAGAAGAACAGAAACACAGGGAAGUAGUGGUCUCAGAAGACCAGAAACAAGAGCAGUGUAAACGAAACAUCACCUGUCGAUUGGGCCUCAUCUCUGAUGAAUCCCCCAGUGUUGUCUGGCACGACUCCACGCUGUCUGAUAGACUGAGCCGCCUCUCUAUCUCGUCCAGCCCUCCCAUGAUGCCUCAGAAGGUGAUCAGCUGUCUGACUGAGCGGGGUCUCCUGGGUGUGCUGGUGGUCGUCACCUUCCAGAUGAGAUCAUCCUCUGCAGUUUGCUUCCCUGUGAGGCCCCUUCGCACCCGCCUGUGUGUGAUGUGUGCUGCGCCUGGGGUCCAGGCAGGCGGCUCCUCACCCUGCCUCGGCCCCCACCGCCCCACCUUGGCCCAACCUGCCCAGCCCACGGCACUAGAUCUCCUCAGACUGGACGCCAUGAUGGACAAGCGUGAGAAUCUGACCUUGCACCCCUCUGUGGCGUGA
This is a messenger RNA of Salvelinus fontinalis (brook trout), 2508 nucleotides long. RefSeq names its product basic proline-rich protein-like. The record is from RefSeq and is a predicted model, not a curated record. NCBI's taxonomy places the organism in Eukaryota, Metazoa, Chordata, Actinopteri, Salmoniformes, Salmonidae. The annotation marks the transcript as partial. The transcript is spliced from 9 exons.